AUGCAGGCCGAGGUGGACGCAACCCAGGACACCGAGUUUCACGAUGCGUUGAGGGCGCACGGCAUCAUCCCGCCCAAACCGCCAUCUCGGUCUCCGUCACCAGAGCUUGCCUCAGUGCGCGAGAUGCGCACACAGGCGCUCAAGCAAGCCACGGUAGACGAUCUGGAUGUGGAGCUGGAGAACGAGCUGGACGAGGAGGAGGAAAAGCUGCUCGACAAGAUCCGCCGUCAACGCAUGUCGCAGCUUCGCGCCGAAACGAAAAAGGCGCGCUUCGGACGCGUAUACCCGAUAAGCAGACCAGACUAUACACGAGAAGUCACCGAAGCGAGCAAGCAAAAUCCUGACGCCGACGCGGACGCGGACGCGGAUCCGGAUACCUACCAACCUGACGAGGAGCAGAACCGUAAGCACACUCAAGCAACAGCAGCGGAUAAGCAGCGUCAAGGCGGAACCGGGGUGGUAUGCUUCCUCUACAAGGACGGCAUUGACACAUGUCGUCUUCUCGCUGGCUACCUUGACACACUAGCUGCCAAGUAUGCGUCGACCAAGUUUGUCAGCAUCAUAGGCGAUCAGUGCAUCCCCAACUAUCCCGACCGCAACCUACCCACUCUUCUCAUCUACCGCAACGGCGAGCUGCAUCGCCAGAUCGUAGGCUUGCGUCCCGAGAUCGGGCUGGAUGGCAUGAAGACCAAGUGCGAAGAUAUCGAGUUGCUCUUGACCGCAGUAGGUGCGAUUCAGAGGUCGAAAGUGCCAGGUGCACCGACGCAUCUGGGAUCCCAGAAACCGGACACAAUCCAAGAAGGCAACGAGGAAGAGGAACCAGAACAGCAAGGAUCAAGGCACAGAAGUAUCCGACAAAAGACGCAAGAAGAAUUGGAUGACGAGCUGGAUUGGGAUCUGUGA
Mycosarcoma maydis (corn smut) is the source of this 903-nucleotide messenger RNA. RefSeq lists its product as uncharacterized. The transcript has a single exon. The coding region runs from base 1 to 903 and encodes 300 amino acids. Gene Ontology annotation, cellular component: cytoplasm. Lineage: Eukaryota; Fungi; Basidiomycota; Ustilaginomycetes; Ustilaginales. Gene Ontology annotation, biological process: protein folding. The record is from RefSeq and is a predicted model, not a curated record.